This is a messenger RNA of Spodoptera littoralis (African cotton leafworm), 657 nucleotides long. The record is from the annotation of a GenBank genome assembly. Lineage: Eukaryota; Metazoa; Arthropoda; Insecta; Lepidoptera; Noctuidae.
AUGUCGUUUCUAACAGAAUAUUUCGACGAGUACCGUCAGCAUCCGAUAAAGAAAACUAAAAUGUGCCGUCCAGAGCUCAGGUGGGCAAAGUUAGAGGGAAAAUGGCUGGAUCCAAAAGUUGGCACGCAGGACAAAGAAUGGUCGGAUGAGGAGAUUGAGGCGUUCAUCAAGGAGACGAUGAAGAGCAUCCGAGGACAGUCCACCUACUACAACUCAUACUGUGCACACUUGUCAGAAGAUUUUAAAGACCGUCCCUUCGAACCGCGCGUGAAGAAGUUAAGACCAUGUUCUGAGUUAUUUCAAAAGAAAGAAGAGGAGGUGGAAGUGACAGAACCGCUCACGAAGCUCGCCAUGAAGGACACUGAGCUGAUGAAGGGAGCCAAGGAGUUGUAUGAGCUGGACCUGGACCGGCCCACGCUACAGCCACUGCCCACACACUUGAGAAUUUACGGCUACGUCAGACCACAUCUCUGGCACACGGGCAUCAGUGACUACCAGGCAGGCAUAGCUCGCCUGGCGUAUGAGAUGAUCCGGGACGACCGAAUCCCUCCCUACCACGCCCACAAUGGUUGUAGACCAAGAUGGGGCAUCCCGCCAGAAGGGGAGAGACAACCAGAGCUUGAUGGAGCACCCUUCACUGGAGAAAGGCUGUAUUAA